UGAGGAGGGUUAUAUUUACUCCAGGAGUAAGUUAUUAUAACUUACUCCAAAUCUAAACCAUUGAUUCUUUUCAAUCUAAUGGUUAAAAAUAAUAAGUUAUGAAAGGGUGCAAGAGAAAGGAAUGAAAUACGUAAAAAGAAUAGUGAUCUAGAUAAAAUUAAUUAACAAUUUUUUUCUCAAUCAAUUAAAUUAUACAGCAAUUAAAUUGGAGGUAAUUUUUAGCGCUAAAUUUUUUUGACAAUUUUUAGAAGAGCAUUAUCUCUUAGAUAACUGUUACCCAUUAUCUUCUCUUAUGAGAACUUCUUCACUACUUUUUAAUUUCUUUUCUAACUAGCUUCAAUUUCUUUCAUAAUCAGGUUAGUUUAUUCUUUUUCAAGGUAAAUGCAUAUUUUAAGAUUUCAUUCAUUUUCAUCUUAAUCAAUUUUGUAAUUGAUUUGUUCAUGUUUUGUCAUUCUCUAUUUAGUCAUGGCUCCCCCAAAUCAAGGUCCGGAUUUACAAAUUCCAAAUUCUUCAAAUACAAGUAAGCAACAAGAAGGUAUUUAUUAAACCCCUUUACAUUAAUUUUCCUAUUCAUAUACUAUUUGUUCUCAUAUUUCUAUCUUAAAAGUUCACAUUAUAUUUCUCAUAAACUUAACUUUUGGAUCAAAAUACAAUGGAACAUACAAAUACAAGAAAAAUUGGAAGAGGAAGAACUAUUGGCUUAGGUAUUGUAAAAAAGAAAAAGAAGAGCUCUAUUGGAAAAUUGCAAGUUGUUAUUCCAAGUGAUAAAAUGGUAGCUGUUGGACCAGGAGCUGCAAAUUUUGUGACUGAGAUUUCAAUAGUUGUCCUAAAGAAUGCUCCUUUUAAUGUCAAAAGGUGGAAAAAAGUACCACAAGAUGUACAUGACAAGAUAGUUUCAAAAGUUUUGGAUAUUUUUGACAUUGAUAAUACAACACACAACAGGGAUGUCAUUCUCGAUACUGCUAAAAGACUCUAUCGAAAUCAUAGAUGUAGAUUCCAUCGACACUUUAGCCAAUACAACACAAAUGAGACAGCUUUAGAACAUAAGCCAGAUGAUAUAAGUGAGGAAGAUUGGAAGUAUUUGGUAGAUUAUUUUUCAAGUGCUACCUAUAAGGCAAUUAGUGAAAGGAACAAAUUAAAUAAAACAAAACAAGUUAUGAAUCAUAGAUGUGGAAGGAAGUCAUUUCAAGCUGUUAGUUAUGAUGCGAGAGAUCUAGAAACUCAAAAAGAGCCAAACUAUCAAGAUUUAUGGCGAAUGACCCACACAAAUAGCAAUGGAGAAUAGAUAAAUGAUGCCUCUAAGGAAGUACAUACAAAGGUUGGAGAAGCUUAUAAUGAUUUUGAAGAAGCCGGAUAUGUGGACGAAGAUAAAGACAAGCUUAUAAACAUUGCUUUUAAAUCAGUUGUAUGAGAAAUAUUUGGAUAUUGGCGUGGCUUAGGAGCUGGAAUAAAACCACAAAAGGGUAAAUCUGUUAUUGGCUUACAUGAAGAAUUAGAAAAGGAGUGUGCAAAGAGGCAUGAUAUGGAAAUGAAAUUAAAAGAUGUAGAAACUCAACUCCAAGAAGAGCAAAAAUUGAGGGAAGAAAUGACUGCAAAGUUUGAAGAGAGUCAAAGACAACUCGAAGAAAAAAUAAAGACGCAAUUUGAAGAAAAAAUGGCAAAUAUGUUUUAUAAAAUGAUGAAUUUUCAAGGAGGACAAUCUUCUAGUACACCGAAUACAACUUUUGAAUCUGAUCACAAAGUUAAUAACAUGACUACAAAAAAAUUGUCAAGUAAGAGUACUUCAACUACUUCACCAAGAAAGCUUCGAAGCAAAGAUAUAAAGAAGAGUUAAUAAUCAUGUUGGCGAGAGUCAUAAUUUCAUUUAUCAACUAUGUAAUUUUUAUUUUUAUUUUUAUUUUUAUGGGAACAAGGUUGUUUAUUAAUAUUUAGUUUUUGAUGUUUUUAGAAAUUUAAAUUUUUAUGUCAAUUGGGAUAA
Molecule: messenger RNA, 1978 nt
Organism: Vicia villosa (hairy vetch)
Lineage: Eukaryota; Viridiplantae; Streptophyta; Magnoliopsida; Fabales; Fabaceae
Exons: 7
Coding region: 653-1285 (210 amino acids)
Source: RefSeq, a predicted model, not a curated record